Molecule: messenger RNA, 3663 nt
Organism: Cydia pomonella (codling moth)
Lineage: Eukaryota; Metazoa; Arthropoda; Insecta; Lepidoptera; Tortricidae
Gene: tan
Product: beta-alanyl-dopamine/carcinine hydrolase
Exons: 10
Coding region: 148-1338 (396 amino acids)
Source: RefSeq, a predicted model, not a curated record
AUUUUCUACGUUGGCGCGCAGCCUACCUUUAAUACCGUGUUAAUAUCGACUCGCGCGCAGUCCCAGCUCCGCCGCGUCCGAGACCGGAGCGCCCGCGCCGCCAAAGGUCAUAAGUCGAAUACGAAGUUUGCCCUUUGGAUUUUUAAUAUGCCUGAAUACAGUGGAGCGAAUGGAGCACAGGUGGUGGAGCUCGGCCGGCGGAACGCAGUCCCCGUCCUGUACCUCCAGGGAUCGCACUACGAAGUCGGCUUCGACCAGGGUCGUACCUUCUCAUCUGUUAUCCAUGCCUUCGUGAAGCGUCACUUCGAAAUGCUGCCAUUCGAACAAGAAUAUGCCACAGAGGCGGGCCGGGCCGCGUACGAAAAGACCCUCGCCAAUAUGAGGCAGCGGUACCCAUGGUACGUGAAGGAGAUUCAAGGGAUCGCCGAUGGGGCUGAAAUACCCUUUUACAAGAUAUUCCUCCUCCACUGCGAUGACAUCGUGCUAACAGCGAACGACGAACAUGCCCCUCGGCCCGACCACGGCGGCUGCACGUCCAUCGGGAUCAACACCGAUGACUACGCGAUCCUAGGGCACAACGAGGACGCAUUCGCGUCCACACUCAAUCACUGGUACAUCGUAUCGGCACACGUCACACCCACAGAUGAAGACAGAAAACAUGGAGCUGUAGAUGAGCGGUAUUCGUCCCUGUGCUACGCGGGCCACAUGCCGGGCUACACUAUGGGCUUCAACGAGCACGGCCUCGUGUUCUCCAUCAACACCCUGAGCCCGCUGCGGCUGAAGCCGGGGGGCACACCACGUGUGUUCAUUACACGAGCGUUGCUGACGGCCAAGAACUUCGCUGAAGCCGAGAAGAUCAUGCGAGACGACGGCCUUGGAGCUGGAAAUGGUUUCAACAUAAACAUGAUCUGGUCGGAGCCGUGGGGCGCCCGACGCCUGUACAACGCAGAGGUAGCUCCAGACCUAAACGCGCGCUUCUCGUCUAUCAGCGUACGCAAAUACGAGCGGGAUUCCUUGGCACACACUAACAUCUACCAAAACCUCAACGUGACCGAAGUAGUAGGCAUGAUAGUAGACAGCAGCAUGGCCCGUCUCUGCGCCAUACAAAAACACGCCCCGCCUCAAACAAGGAGAGAUGUAGCGGAUAUCCUGUCUGAUGCCGAGGGCAAGACGUACUCCGUGUGGCAGAACAGGCCCGACGCCAUCGUCAAGACUAUAGCUACCGGUAUAUUCGACCUUGAGAAGCGCACGUGGAGCAUGUACAUCGGCAAAGCGAAUGAAACUGAGCCGGUCGCCGUGCUGCCCAUCCGGUUCACCCGGCUCAACGAUGUUAACUGAAUCGGACCGUAUUGUACCGGACUGAACAUGGACCGGAACGGACUUGCGACGUCUGGCUAGCUAUCUUAUCAUGUGUGAGAUUUAUUACUUUCAAUAUGUAUAAUUGGAUAUAAACCAGAGGUUCCUUUGUCUGUAUCCAGUCGCCUUAUCUAAGCAGUUUUUGAGGCCCCUUCUUUCCAGUUUUCUUUAUGAGUUACCUUCUAAUGUUAGUUACUUAUGCCGAAAGUAUCGUCAACGCGGACCGGACAUCUAGCUACUAUGAUUAGUAUUUAUUCCUAUGUCUAGACUGAACUACAGGAAUUUUCAUUGGAUACCGAUAUUACCGACUUCAUGUGAACUUUGCUCUAAGCCGCCAAACAUUACAACCGAGUCGCUUUCAUAUAAUUGGCAAUUUGCCUAUAAGUACAUGUUGCUUUGACUAUCCAAAAUUUCCCUUGAUACCUGUAUAUCUUCUAGAAAUGUACAAAAAACUUUCAGUUUUGGAAACUUUCUGCAUCGGGCACAUCUGCGAUGCUUAGGUAGCUAGUGAAUCCGAAUGUUAGUGUGUGUGUUGUCGUUAUUAUUUAUUUAAGUAGACCAUGAGUUCCAAACCUUUUUUGUCGAGCCCAGCUUGUUGACCGUAUUUUCGUCUUGCUUUCAAUUCAACUUCGUACCUAGUGGUAAAAUUUCGUAGUUAAGUAUUGGUACCUAAAUGUUUCCACGUUUUUUUUGCAUCUCGCUACGCGCCAUUCUGUUCUAUUACUUGAACUACCUACUGGUUAGAUACGAAGAAAACUUAUUAGAUUAAUUUGAACAAAACUAUAUACGCUAUCUAAACUAGUUUUCUAUUUAAAAAAAAAAUAACCUGAUUAGUUUUAUAGAGUGAAAAUAUUAGUUUGUAAGCGACACUAUGCUGGAACCCUCCUAUUGAUAUUAGAUAUACUUAUGUUGUUAUCCUUUCGAAACAUAGCUGUGUGAUAAGUUUAGGCUUGUGAAAUAUUAAGAUGUUUUAAUAAAAGUAGUAUCUAGUAGUUGAAGUAAAAAAUAAUUCUAAGGCGAUUGACAUACUGACACCACGAUCUAUCGUAGUGAGCAAAAUAAUAUAUAUAUAUUAAUUGUCCCGCGCUCUAAAGCAUCCUCAGUGUAUACUACAUGUUAAAAAACUUUUUUAGGAUGAGUUAAGGUUAUGCAUAUCUCCUGUGGGCGUUAUAAAACAGGCAUGUUAAAAGUUGAAAACCUACUUAAGUUGUAUGAUGCUUUACAAAAACGUACCACGAAUUGUGAACGUUUUUUUACUCCUCUGCAUAGAUUGAUAAAUCGUCGCUCAGCUUGCCGUCGUAGGUCGAAGUGUCCAUGUGUGAACCGCCUUAUAGGGAACGUGCAUGCACAGGAUACGUCAGAAUUUUGGCGCGAGGUGUAAUUGUGAAGUUUAUGCUUCCAAUGUAGCCUACAAGAUGGCAGAACCUGCGAUGCACAAGAAAACGUACGAGAACGGUGGAUGGCAAGACUUGCUUUAGCGUGAAGAUGUUUGUGUUUCUGAUUCAGGCCACAAGAUCGCAGACUCUCCAACGUGCACGGUCCCUAUUGUUUUUAUACUGUAACUAUGGAAGGUAGAGGCAAGGAACAGAAACUCCUUAGGCAGAAUUGUUGCAAAAGUGUCCAGCUGUCAGCUAUAAAUAAGAGGUCCAAAUUUCUCCAGAGUAGCGCUAGAGUAGCUAAGAACCUAGGCGUUAUUAACGGAGUGAAGUGCGCUGUCUAUGAUUAGAUUUUUUUCUCAAGUAUUCUAGGUAUUGUAGCGCCACCUAUUUAUGGUUUUUUGUCGGACACUUUUUGGUAUAUGGACAUUUUGUUCCUUGCCUCUACCUUCCAUAACAGUAACACGCCCACCUUGUCAGUAGAAAAAGGCUCGAAAUUCAAAUGUUGUAUAGGGAACGUUCAUAAACUGUAAAGGGCAGCACAGGAAGCCCCCUGUUUAUUCACGCACAAGAUGGCAGAACCUACAAUGCAUAAGAAAACGUACGUGAACUUUAGAGGGCAGCACUUGCUUUGGCGUGAAGUGUCAAAGUACAGUUCAUGUUUCCGAUUCAGGCCACAAGAUGGCAGGCCCUCCAACGCGCACGGUCCCUAUGGGAAGUCAACUCUUCACGCCUACAUUUUUUUAUAUUUGCCGCCUUUUCUACUAACAAGGUCGCUGUGCCAGAGUAUAAUAACAGAUACUGUAGAAAUCUACGCAGGUUACCAAUAAGUUACCAAUAUUAUUGUGAUAAGAUAUUUUUAUAAGAGUACUUAAUUUAUAACUUGAUGAGUGUAGUGUUAUAGUUCGAAUAAAAGUAUUUCAGCAUAUGA